Messenger RNA from Mustela lutreola (European mink), 2668 nucleotides. It is a transcript of the gene SLC71A1, whose product is annotated as major facilitator superfamily domain containing 14A. The record is from RefSeq and is a predicted model, not a curated record. Gene Ontology annotation, molecular function: transmembrane transporter activity. Gene Ontology annotation, cellular component: membrane. The transcript has 13 exons. NCBI's taxonomy places the organism in Eukaryota, Metazoa, Chordata, Mammalia, Carnivora, Mustelidae. Bases 419 to 1675 code for a protein of 418 amino acids. Gene Ontology annotation, biological process: transmembrane transport.
GGCCGCCCCGGGAGUGGCUGCAGCAGCGCCAGGAAUCGAGGAUGGUAAAAUGACCCAGGGGAAGAAGAAGAAACGGGCCGCGAACCGCAGUAUCAUGCUGGCUAAGAAGAUCAUCAUUAAGGACGGAGGCACGGGACUUGAUAUUUUAACUUCUAUAUAAAAUCUACAAAAUAGAAGCAACAAAGGAUUGUAUUAUAUAAAAGCAAGUGAUUUUUAAGAUCCAUAUUCUCUGCAAAAGAUUAAGAGUGGAGUUCUGAUCAGGAAACACACCUUCCUUUUUCUUAAGCCUCAAGGAAUAGGUUCUCCUAGUGUCUACCAUGCGGUUAUCGUCAUCUUUUUGGAGUUUUUUGCUUGGGGAUUAUUGACAGCACCCACCUUGGUGGUAUUACAUGAAACCUUUCCCAAACAUACAUUUCUGAUGAAUGGCUUAAUUCAAGGAGUAAAGGGGUUGUUGUCAUUCCUCAGUGCCCCACUUAUUGGUGCUCUUUCUGAUGUUUGGGGUCGGAAAUCCUUCUUGCUGCUAACAGUAUUUUUCACAUGUGCCCCAAUUCCUUUAAUGAAGAUCAGCCCAUGGUGGUAUUUUGCUGUUAUCUCUGUUUCUGGGGUUUUUGCAGUGACUUUCUCCGUGGUAUUUGCAUAUGUGGCAGAUAUAACCCAAGAACAUGAAAGAAGUAUGGCUUAUGGACUGGUUUCAGCAACAUUUGCUGCAAGUCUGGUAACCAGCCCCGCAAUCGGAGCUUACCUCGGCCGUGUGUAUGGGGACAGCUUGGUGGUGGUCCUGGCUACAGCCAUAGCAUUGCUGGAUAUUUGUUUUAUCCUUGUUGCUGUGCCAGAGUCUUUGCCCGAGAAGAUGCGGCCAGCGUCAUGGGGGGCACCCAUUUCCUGGGAACAGGCCGACCCUUUUGCGUCCUUAAAAAAAGUGGGCCAGGAUUCCAUAGUGCUGCUGAUCUGCAUCACGGUGUUCCUCUCCUACCUACCAGAGGCAGGCCAAUACUCCAGCUUCUUUUUGUACCUCAGACAGAUAAUGAAGUUUUCACCGGAAAGUGUUGCAGCAUUUAUAGCAGUCCUUGGCAUUCUUUCCAUUAUUGCACAGACCAUAGUCUUGAGUUUACUUAUGCGGUCAAUUGGAAAUAAGAACACCAUUUUAUUGGGUCUGGGAUUUCAAAUAUUACAGCUGGCAUGGUAUGGCUUUGGUUCAGAACCUUGGAUGAUGUGGGCUGCCGGGGCGGUGGCGGCCAUGUCUAGCAUUACCUUUCCAGCGGUCAGUGCCCUGGUUUCACGAACUGCCGAUGCUGAUCAACAAGGUGUUGUUCAAGGAAUGAUAACAGGAAUUCGAGGACUGUGCAAUGGUCUGGGACCAGCUCUUUAUGGAUUCAUUUUCUACAUAUUCCAUGUGGAACUUAAAGAAUUGCCAAUGACAGGAACAGACUUGGGAACAAACACAAGCCCACAGCACCAUUUCGAACAGAAUUCGAUCAUCCCUGGCCCCCCCUUCCUCUUUGGAGCCUGUUCAGUACUGCUGGCUCUGCUUGUUGCCUUGUUUAUUCCAGAACAUACCAAUUUAAGCUUACGGUCCAGCAGUUGGAGAAAGCACUGUGGCGGUCACAGCCAUCCUCAUAGUACACAAGCGCCAGGAGAGGCCAAAGAACCUUUACUCCAGGACACAAAUGUGUGAUGACCGAAAUCAGGAAGACUUUUCUAUCACACCCAGGUCUUAGUUUUCACCUGUAGUUCUGGAUGUACAUUCCAUUUCCAUCUACAAUGUACUUUAAGGUUGUCUUAAGAAAUGUAUCUGCAUGAACUCCGUGGGAACUAAAGAAAGAACCAGAACCGGACAGUUUUCCAAAGAUGUUACAAUUUCUUUUGAAAAGAAACCUUUUGUUUAUUAGCACCAAUUUCUUGCCACUAGCUUUUGUUUUAUUAUACAUCCUUUAAUUAAAAACUAUAUACGUACCUUCUUAGAUACUAGCAACGUCUCUGCUACCAUUUCCUUCAGGUGUUGAGCUUUAACUCUAUGCUGACUCACAGCGAGACAGAGUAGGUAGUAUGGUUAUGGACCUGUUCGUUUUUAACAUUGUAAAAUCUUGGGUCAAAUAAUUCAAAGCCUUAAUGCAGAUGCACUAAAGUAAAGAAAUGGUAAAUGAAUUGUUUGCAUUAAAAAAAAAAAAAAACUUUAAGAAAAUUGUACUAAAUCUGAAUCAUGUUUCAAGCUUGUUUGUAGUAAUUUUAUUUUAAACAUUCACCACUGUUUUUGAAAUGAGAAAAUAUCAGCCAUUUAGAAUUUAAAUUGGGGUAGAGUCUGUAAAUCUAAACGCUGGCUCGGGUUUGUUCCCCAGCUACUUAUACCACUAUUCUUUUAAUGUUUGCAUAAUCACAAGAACCUCAACACUUGAAUACAUAAUCUAAAAAUUAUAUAGUAAAGCUGGUAGCCUUGAAAAUGUCAAUGUGAUAUCUAUAUGUAGAUAAAUAUAUAUAGUGGCCUUUCAGGACUGUCACAGUAACACUUUAUUUACAGAGCUAAUGUUUGUCCUAAAUUUUCAGGACUCUAGAAGAGAGCUUUAUACAAUUACUGAUGUGAAUUUCUCUAAAGUGUAUAUUUUUGUGUCCAGUUAUAUUAUUUAAAAAGUGUUACUUUGUAAAAAUUGUACAUAAAGUAUUGUAUAGUUUA